UGUAGGUGGAGCCUUAAGUAGGCAUGGGUGUGUAGGUACCUUAGGGAAGUUCCUUGGAAGACUAGAAAAUAAUGUCCUUGGAAAAACCGAGAUGAUCUACAAAAUGGGAGAUAAUUUGGAUGAAUUUAUCAAAGAGCAAAAAGCCAAACUGGCCAAAGACAAAGCAGAAUUGGAAAGUGAUCCACCUUACAUGGAAAUGAAGGGAGAAGCAUCAGGGAAGCUUUCUGAAAAUAGUAAAAUACUAAUUUCCAUGGCUAAGGAAAACAUACCACCAAACAGUCAACAGACCAAGGGUUCUUUAGGAAUUGAUUAUGGAUUGAGUUUACCACUUGGGGAAGACUAUGAGAGGAAGAAACAUAAAUUAAAAGAGGAAUUACGGCAAGAUUAUAGACGUUAUCUUACUCAGGGCAUUACACAAGCAAAAAGAAAGAAAAAUUUUCUAUCCACGGGUGAAAUUGACCCAUCUACUCUGGGAGUUUCUCUUCCUAUUGGUGAGAGGUUAUCUGCCAAGGAAAGGUUAAAACUUGAACGCAACAAAGAAUACAAUCAGUUUCUCAAGGGUAAGGAAGAAUCCACUGAAAAAGUCAGGCAGGUAGAAAAGAGUACUGAGCCUAGGAGUCAAAGAAAUAAGAAUCCUGUUAGUCAAGCUAAACCUGACUUAUCUUCACAAAUACAAACAUCUUGCGCAAAGUCAGAGGGCCAUAGGAGAGAUGUUCUAACUCCUUCAGAGGCAUAUGAAGAGCUUUUAAACCAAAGACGGCUAGAGGAGGACAGAUACCGACAACUAGAUGAUGAAAUUGAAUUAAGGAACAGAAGAAUUGCUAAUAAAACGAAUGAAGAAGUAGGACUAUCCAAUACAAAACACCAAAGGUUUGCCAACAAGGCUGGUGUUCCAGAAAGAAGAUUUCGCAGGUUUGAUGAGGAUCCUGUUUUUGACAGACAGCAUUGUAGAACAGACCAAGAUCCUGAAGUAAGUGAAGAAAUGGACGAGAGGUUUAGAUAUGAAAGUGAUUUUGAUAGAAGACUUUUGAGAGUAUAUACAAAUGACAGGAUGCAUGGAAACAGACGAGGGUACGUGCCUCCUAUGGAGAAUGAUGGUGAUGUCACAGAACAGUCAAACAUACGAAUUUCAUCUGCUGCAAAUAAAAGUGUUCGAGGCAAUGAGGCAUCCAAAUCUACUAAUCGAGAUACCUGUAGUCCUUUUGCAGGGAUGAUCUUUGGAGGUGAAGAUCGAGAACUUAUUCAGAAAAGGAAAGAGAAAUACAGACUAGAGCUAUUGGAACAAAUGGCUGAGCAGCAGAAAAACAAGAGACGAGAAAAAGACUUGGAACUCACAGUUGCCGCUUCUGGAGUACAAGACCCUGAGAAAUCGCCUGAUAGACUAAAGCAGUUUAGUAUGGCACCAAGACACUGUGAAGAGAUGAUACCACCUGAAAGACCCAGAGUAGCUUUCCAGACACCUCUCCCUCCUUUAUCUGCCCCAUCUGUCCCACCCAUCCCAUCAGUUCACUCCGCCCCUUCUCAAAAUGAAGAUUUGCACAGUGGACUCAACAGCACGCUUGGUGAAAUGGUGCUUCCCAGGGUUGCACCUCUGCCUCCACCUCCCCUACUACCACCUUUGGCUACUAACUAUCGAACUCCUUAUGAUGAUGCAUACUACUUUUAUGGUACCAGAAACACUUUGGAUCCCAGUCUUGCUUAUUAUGGUUCAGGAAUGAUGGGAGUACAGCCUGCAGCUUAUGUUAGUGCCCCUCUCAGCCACCAUCCAGCACAACCUAGUGUGAAUGCAGUUGGACAGAGUGAACUGAAAAGUACCAGUGAUCGAGUGAUGAAUCCAGGACUGAUUUUUGAAGACAAACCAAAACCUUCCAAACAGUCCCUUCAGUCUUAUCAAGAGGCUUUGCAGCAGCAGAUUCGGGAAAGAGAAGAAAGAAGGAAGAGAGAACGUGAAGAAAAAGAAGAAUAUGAAGCUAAAUUGGAAACUGAAAUGAGAAUUUACAACCCUUGGGGGAAAGGUGGAGGUGGCGCUCCUCUCAGGGAUGCAAAAGGAAACCUGAUAACUGAUUUGAAUAGGAUGCACAGACAAAACAUAGAUGCCUACCAUAACCCAGAUGCAAGAACAUAUGAAGAUAAAAGGGCUGUUGUAGCUCUAGACCAAAAUUUAGCCACUUCAAAUGCUGAGAACCUAGAAGACUCUGCAAAUAAAAAUUCAGGUCAUAUACAAACACAGAGUUCUCCUUUUGCUCGGGGAAAUAUAUUCAGUGAGCCUCCAACUGAACUUCAGAUAAAACAACAAGAAUUAUACAAGAAUUUUCUUCGUUUUCAGAUUGAGGAAAAGAAACAAAGAGAGGAAGCAGAGCGAGAGAGACUGAGAAUUGCAGAAGAAAAAGAAGAAAAACGGCUUGCAGAACAGAGAGCACGAAUUCAGCAAGAGUAUGAAGAGGAACAGGAGAAAAAGAGGGAGAAGGAAGAGGAGCAAAGGCUAAAAAAUGAAGAGCUCAUUAGAUUAGCUGAGGAAAGACGAAAAGAAGCAGAAAGAAAGAAGAAAGAAGAGGAAGAAAAACAUAACUUGCAACUUCAGCACUACUAUGAAAGAGAAAAUAUGAUUGGGGAUGAGACAAAGCGUUUAAGACAGCCUUCUCCUGUAGUUCCUGCUCUUCAGAACAAAAUUGCAAGCAAACUCCAAAGACCUCCAUCAGUUGACAGCAUCAUAAGUUCCUUUAUUAAUGAAAGUUUGAUGUCCAGAGCUCAAUCUCCUCCAGUACCUGCAAGGAAAAAUCAGCUUCGUGCAGAAGAAGAGAAAAAAAAUGUAAUUAUGGAAUUAUCAGAAAUGAGAAAACAGCUUCGAAGUGAAGAGAGGCGUUUACAAGGGCGGUUGCUACACAUGGACAGUGAUGAGGAAAUUCAUAUAAAGAAAAGAGAAAGAAAUCCUUUGGAUAUAUUUGACAUGGCCAGACAUCGGGUACAAGCCCCUGUCAGAAGACAGUCACCUAAGGGCUUAGAUGCUACCACUUUUCAGAAUAUUCAUGAUUUUAAUGAGCUGAAAGGUAGAGAUUCAGAAACACGAGUUGAUCUGAAGUUUAUGUACCCUGAUUCUCCAAGAGAUCAUCACAUAGAGAUCCAGCAGCAGGCCCUGCUAAGAGAGCAGCAGAAGAGACUGAAUAGAAUAAAAAUGCAGGAAGGUACUGAAGUUUACUUAGACGCCAUCCCAAGUGCUAAAAUACGAGAGUACAGAAAGCCCAGAGAUGACACUAAUGAUUUCUUCAAAAAUUCAUUAUUGGAAUCUGAUAGUGCUUUUAUUGGUGCUUAUGGUGAGACGUAUCCUGCCAUUGAAGAUGAUGUCCUCCCUCUGUCAUCACAGCUGCCCUCUGCAAGGGAGCGCAGGAGGAACAAAUUGAAAGGACUGGACAUUGACAACAGUCAUCCUAAUGUACCACCAGAUGGUCUCUCUUUAAAAUCUGUCUCCAGUGUAAAUGUUGCUCAUCUUAGAAUGAGAAAUGAGGAACGAAUGCGAAAACUAAAUGAGCUCCAGAAUAAACCUAUUAAUACAGAUGACGAGAGUUCACUGGUUGACCCCGAUGAAAUCUUGAAACACAUGGGUGAUGAUGGGUCAAACUCUGUAGCAACUGAGCCCUGGCUCCGCCCUGGUACCUCGGAAACGCUGAAACGCUUCAUGGCAGAGCAGCUGAACCAGGAGCAGCAACAGGUUCCUGGAAAACCAGGCACUUUCACUUGGCAGGGCCUGUCUACUGCACAUGGUUAAAAUAAAUCUCCACUGGACCCAGCAGUGCCUUUUCUAGUGAAAGGAAUGUUAAAUCUGUAUCUUUACUAACAGGUCCUACUUUGGGCCCCUACUAGAAAGUUAGUUACUUAUGUUCCAUCUGUACAUGUAAGUAUUUUUCCAUGAUGAUGUAUAUAUGGCCAUGACUGGUUUAUAUAGAACUGUACAGAAUUGUUUUUGCACAAUUUUGCUGUACAUUAAGGGUGAAUAAUAACUCUUGUAUUCAAACUACCAUAUGUGCAUUAUCUUAAAUUCUACUGUCAAGAUGAAUGAAGUGUCUUUAACAGUACUGUAAAACCAGAAUAUUCUUUGCACAUUUGCCAUUGUUAUCUCUGUUCAAAAGAAUUUAGUAAAUCUCCCGUAGCUGUGACUAUUCAGUUGCUGUGUGAUGAGGGACUCAAAUGAGCUAGUUAUUUUCAUGUAAUUUUGUAGCUAUUGAUUCAGUAGAAAUUAAGGGACCUGUUAAUUAUUUCAUUCCUGUGAGCCAUGCACUAAAUGUUACAUCUUUUUGCCUCCAUUUUAUUUUUAUGGCAAUGAAAGGGCACAGCCUCAGU
Messenger RNA from Castor canadensis (American beaver), 4335 nucleotides. NCBI's taxonomy places the organism in Eukaryota, Metazoa, Chordata, Mammalia, Rodentia, Castoridae. The record is from RefSeq and is a predicted model, not a curated record.